AAAACCCGUUCUAUAUAACAGCCCGAAACCCUAAUCACAGCAAUCACAAAAUCAAAACCAAAAACGCGUUGAAGACUUUUGAGGCGGCUAUCAUCUCCUUCGUUCUGUUCAUCGCCGGUAAGGCAAUUCGAAGUCUCUGAUAGCAGUCGAGACGCAGCCACCGUCUAGGGUUUUGUUUCUCCUCUCAUUCGUUAUCGAUUUUUCAUGCUCGAUUGUUUUUGAUUGUUUUGUUUUCCAAAUUGAAUCUAUUCGAUAUUCUUUGUAUUCAGAAAAAAGAAAAAUCUCAUAAACAAGCUUUUAAUUGAUUCUAGUUUUAGUUUUUUGUCCGAUUGUUGAUUGUGGUUUUGUGAAUUGCGUUGAUUUCAAAUCCUUGAAAUUAGGGUUUGAGAAUUUGGGGAUUUUACGGUUUCAGUUUAAUAUUUGUUCCUCAAUUCUUUUGUGCUUGUGAAUCCCAUGGCGGCAGGACGUCAAAGUGUUUUGGGGAAGAGGGAAUCUUACAAGCAUGAUUCUGUCAAGGAAUUUGUGUAUUGUAAGUAUGAUGAUUCUUCUGCAAAAGAAGAGAGAGAAGAAGGUGAGAUUCUUGUUGAUGGGGAUGAAGUUUUACCACCGUCAGAAAAGAGGAGAAAAUUCUCGCCCAUCGUUUGGGAUCUGGCAGAGAAGAAGGCGAAAAUCUCUUCCAAAGAUGGGGUCAAGCAUGUUGCUGAGUCUCUAUCUAGAUCACCUGUUGAUGAACAAAGUCCUGAAGGUAAAGGUGUUUUGAGUGAGUCUUCGCUGAAUUCCUCUUGUGUUGUUGAUGAAAGUGAGAUGCAGGGAUGGAACAUCACAAAGUCUAAAUGGGCUUCUGAUGAUCUAUCACCUAUGGGUGAAGAUGAUAAAUACAAGCAAGAUAAAAGAAGUUCAAGUUUAGAAGUUGGUGGUUCUUCGGGUAGCACAAUCACUGGAUCUGAUAUUGAUGAUGAGGUUAGUGAUUCUCCGUCGGAUUCCUUUGAAAAUAGUGAUAUGAUGCAUGUGCAGAGAGGGUUUAAUAUGUGUCAGAGUUGCAGAACUGUGUCCGAGUUUGAAAUGAUUAAGAAAAUAAACGAAGGAACUUAUGGUGUUGUCUAUAAAGCUAAGGAUAAGAUGACUGGAGAAGUUGUAGCAUUAAAGAAGGUGAAGAUGGAGAAGGAAAGAGAAGGCUUUCCAUUGUCAGCCUUGAGAGAAAUGAAUAUUCUUUUGUCUUUAGAUCAUCCAUCUAUUGUUGAUGUUAAAGAAGUAGUGGUGGAUGAUGAUGAUAGGGAUGAUGGUACUUAUAUGGUAAUGGAGCAUAUGCAGUAUGAUCUCAAACAAUUAAUGGAGGCUAGGAACCAGCCUUUUAGUUUGGGUGAAAUAAAAUCUUUCAUGAAGCAACUUCUUGAAGGUGUCAAGUAUCUCCAUGAUAACUGGAUUCUCCAUAGAGAUUUGAAGACAUCUAACAUUCUAAUGAAUAAAGAAGGGCAUCUGAAAAUAUGUGACUUUGGAAUGUCAAGGCAGUACGGGAGUCCGCUUAAGCAAUAUACUUCUCUUGUCGUUACAUUAUGGUACAGAGCCCCUGAACUUUUAUUGGGCGCUAAAAAAUACUCCAAAGCAAUUGAUAUGUGGUCAUUGGGCUGUAUAAUGGCUGAAUUAUUUUCCAGGGAGCCUCUUUUCAGGGGUAAAACUGAAAUUGAACAACUUGAUAAGAUUUUUCGAACCCUUGGUACACCCGAUGAGAAGAUAUGGCCAGGAUUUUCCAAAUUGCCUGGAUCUAAAGCAAAUUUUGUCAAGCAACGGUGUAGUAUGCUAAGGAUGAAGUUUCCAGCUGCAUCUUUCACUGGUUUGCCAGUUUUAUCCGAGUCGGGAUUUGACUUGUUGAGUAAGCUCCUAGCUUAUGACCCUGACAAGAGAAUAUCUGCUGAGGCUGCUCUGCAACAUGAUUGGUUUCAAUGAAGAUCCACUUCCCAGAACCGAUGACAACUAUAUUUUCUUCAUCCUAGUUGCUAGCAGCUUAGACAGGUACUUAUGCUAGAGCGGGAUUCAUGAAAAACCCAGAGCAAUGCCUUAUGUUAACCCACACUUUUCCAACUUCUCUUUCCACACUAAUGAUCUUAUACUAAGAAUGAUGUGAUUGCCAAGCACACAGUAAUUGACUUCAUUAGGUUUUUUGUUUAUAAAAUUGGAAGCGGCAUGUAUGAUGUACAAUGAGAUGAGAAGGUAUGGCACCUGAUUUUUUAAUAUUGAUAUCCAUGUAGUCGUGUACCCUUUAUGCUGGGUAAAAUUUGUACAUAUAUUUCAGGACUGAAGUAAUAAAUGAGUUUUUGAUAUGGUAUGGUUCCUAUUCUAUUUUAUGGCUUUUGUUUCCAAUUUUAUUUUUUGAUUAAGCCUUCUAAUUUGAGGCUGCCAAGUUUUGUGGUUACUUUCUAUGUUGCAACUACUUUUUGCCACCAGGAAAGGCUCCUUAAAAUUUGGGUACAACAAUGCUCGAAUUGGUGAUAGCUGUUGUAAAUCAAUCAAGGGAAACUUUAUUUGCACCUUGAUCAACAGGUCAUGAUGUUAGUUUCUGAGUUUGUAAAGUUUGUUCUUAAAUACGAUGAUAUUAUAUACUAGAAAAAAUGUUAAAUUAACUAGUGGCUUGAAAAUGGAUUACAAGGAAGCGAGUUGGUUGGUGUGAAGAAAGGUUUCAGAAAGAAAUGUUGGAAGGUUUUUUUUUGCAGGCAAUGCUCCAUAAUAUGCUUGAAGUUUCACUGUCACUCAAUCUAUGCCUUCCUUACUUCAAUUGUGGGCUUGUUUUGGUGACUGUGUUUGACAAACUUCAACUAGACAUUGUAAGUUGAGGAAAUUAGUCAAUCCUUUCAUCUGGUGCUGGUCUUGUUUCUAUUUAGUUUAUUAUUUAUUUAUGACCUUCAUUCAAUUUCAAAGUCAUAUGUUGAGGUUAUCGUGGAUAUAGAAUUUAUAUGUUGUUCUGAAUAGGCCAUUAACCUGAGGGAACUCUUGUUUCUGAA
Molecule: messenger RNA, 2996 nt
Organism: Vicia villosa (hairy vetch)
Lineage: Eukaryota; Viridiplantae; Streptophyta; Magnoliopsida; Fabales; Fabaceae
Product: cyclin-dependent kinase G-2-like
Exons: 5
Coding region: 454-1944 (496 amino acids)
Biological process (GO): protein phosphorylation; regulation of mitotic cell cycle
Cellular component (GO): nucleus
Molecular function (GO): cyclin-dependent protein serine/threonine kinase activity; ATP binding
Source: RefSeq, a predicted model, not a curated record